This is a messenger RNA of Lymnaea stagnalis (great pond snail), 1650 nucleotides long. Lineage: Eukaryota; Metazoa; Mollusca; Gastropoda; Lymnaeidae. The record is from the annotation of a GenBank genome assembly.
GAGCAUUAGAGAUUCCGGGGAAAACAAAACUUUACUACCAGUUGACACUUUAAAAGUAAAGUAAACAAGAAUUAUUAUCAAUUAUUUCCUGAAUUUAAUAACUUAGUUAUGGCAGAUUUAUAUGACAGAAAUAGGCGUAGAAGAAGAAGAGAAAGAACAGACUAUGGAAGACAUAGUGAUGAUGCUUCACCCACUCCAAGUAAACCACCCGUUACGAUAUUGGGAUUGGCGAAACCCACAAGAACCCCGUCCAAUACUAAUGUUUUUGACCACUCUUCCAACGCUACCUUUAACUCGGGAACAGCAGAUGUAGAUUCAUCCGACAGCUCUUUUCAUCAAAAUAUUGAACACUCCGGUGAGCCCUUAUCGACCUCUGAUAAAUCAUCUGUUGUGGUCUUGUCUUCAGACACUAAAAGCCGUUUGACUCCUGUGAAGUCCAAUGAACCUGAUCCCCCAGACACUAGGCCAAAUGCCGAUGAUAAGACAUAUUCAGCUGAUGAUGGAUCUACAGGCAUCAUUAAAAGAACUUCCACUGUAAGCUCAGUUGGAAGUAUGAUUAGUGGGGUUAUAGAUCAGGGAGCUCAAACACAGUCUAAAUUGGCACCUCCUUUGGAAAAACAAGCAAAAGUCAAACUUAUUGAUGAAAAUUUACAGUGGUGUGAAAGUGGAGCAGACUUAAUGCUUGAACAAGCAGACUUUUUAGUUGUGGGUAUCGUGGGCCUUCAAGGAUGUGGAAAAUCUACAAUCCUAUCAUUGUUAGCUGGCAAUACUCACCAAGAUGCUUAUAGAAACUAUUUCUUUUUCCCACAAACCAAAGAAGCAAAAGAAGACUGUCUAUUUCAGACAGCAGGGAUUGACAUGUUUGUAACAUCAGAAAGAGUUAUUCUUCUAGAUACCCAACCAUUGCUUAGUGCUUCCAUGAUGGAUUGUCUUUUGCGCUAUGAACGAAAAUUUCCUUCAGAGUACACAUCUUUGCAAAAUUAUAUUGAAAUGCAAUCAAUGCAGCUUUUGACUUUCUUGUUGUCUGUUUGCAAUAUUAUCCUUGUUGCAGAUGACUGGUUUAUUGAUGUUAAUUUAUUGCGGCUAAUUCAAGAUGCUGAGAUGUUAAAACCAUCGACCCAACCACCUACUUCUUCAUCAGACAAUGCUGCAUCCAAGGAGGACGGCAUUGAUUUCUAUCCAACAGUUGUUUUUGUUCACAAUAAAGCUUCCAGAGAUGAUUUUACACCAGAGACAUACUUCUCUAUGCAGCAAGUGCUUCACAAAAUGUUUCUUUUAUCAAAGCUCAAAAUUCAUGGAGGCAUCAACAUGUCAAAUGACAGCAUAGCAGAGGCUCUAAUAGCAUCACCACCUGGUCUGGAUGACUGUCCUGUCAGUGACGUCAAUCUUCUUCUAAUUCCACAAAUGGAAUUUUACAAGUCUGAACCAGAGUGGCUACAAACAACAUUACCUGACUAUCGAGGUUACCCAAGCUUCAAUACUGUCCUCACUCAUUUCAGAUCACAAAUCUUAUCAGCUCCCAGAUCUCCCAUGACUCAUACUACUUUGACUGAAAAGAACUGGUACCACUUUGCUGCAAGAAUAUGGGAAUCCGUGAAGAAAUCUCCACUCCUUGCUGAGUACAAUCGUUUGUUGUCAUCAACAAAUUAG